Didymodactylos carnosus is the source of this 4089-nucleotide messenger RNA. Lineage: Eukaryota; Metazoa; Rotifera; Eurotatoria; Philodinida; Philodinidae. The record is from the annotation of a GenBank genome assembly.
AUGCAGGUAUAUCAUCGUAAACUAUUCUACCCAAAUGUUCGCUCUCGAAUCGACAUUAUAACAGUAAUAAUGAAAGUUAUCAUCAAUUUUGGUGGUACAAAAGUCGUUGUACCCUGUGGUAAUGGUGAAAUAGCUGUACAUCAAUUAAUAAAUAUUGCAACAGCAAAAUACAGUAAAAUUUAUGGAUUAUCUUCUUACAACUUAAAUAAUUCCAUUGUUCAUUUACGUUUAAAAAAUGGUGCUGGAUUAGAUCCUGAUGAUUUAAUUUGUGAUGUUGCUGAUGAUCGUGAAGAAUUAUUAGCAAUUAUUGAUUCAUCAAUUGUCAAUUCAAAUGAUCAACAACAAACAAUCAAUAGUAAUGGUGACGAUAAUAUAUCGUCUAGUUUAAGUAGUUCAAAUUUAUCUUCAAGUUUAUCUGAACAUGAAAAAAUACCAACAACAACAAUAACAAAAAAUAAUACAAAUGAAGUUAUUGUAACAGAUGCAGAUCUAAGAACUCGAUCGUUAAGAGUGAAAAAUGAACAUAAUGAUCAAUCAAACUUAGCUGUAACGCAAUCGGAUACAAUGUCUCAAUCGCAUACGUUAAAUUAUGCUAAUAAUGGACCAUUAAAAUCAUACGUAUCAAAUGAUUAUUAUACAAGAGAAAAAUUAAAUGGAAAUUCUUCAAUCUUUACAUCCUAUUCUCCACCGACAAAUGAUGUAAAAUCUUCAAUUGUACCUUUACAUGUGUUACUUUCAUCAACAUCUUCAUCUAUUUCUUCUCCGUCGUAUUCAUUAAAUAAUGGCGGUGAUAAUAGUGGAAUUUAUAAUAUUCAAAUUGAUGAAAAAACUGGUGACAAAUCAUUUUAUAUUUUACUACAAAAAGAAAAUAGUCCAUUGGGUAUUCACGUUAUACCAUAUAAUAAUAAUAGUACUACUCAAGAUCCUAUUGGAGGUUUACUUUUACAAAAUAUUGAACCAGAUGGUCGAAUAAAAAGACAAGGAUUAUUAAAUGUAAAUGAUAGAAUAGUUGAAAUAAACCGAAAUAAUAUUGAAAAAUGUACAUUUGACGAAGCACAAUUUAUCUUUCAUGAUGGAUUAUCAGAGCCAGAAUUAGAGUUAAAAAUUAUUAGAAAUAUUAAAAAACCACCUCCCAUACCACCAAAACCAGGAACAAAUUCAUUUCGUUUGAAAGAUGAAACAAAAAGAAAGUCAAAAUCAUUAUUACCCGAUAUUAAACUUAAUCAUAGUAGCAAUAAUGAUUCAUCAAUAACAACAUCCUAUACAGAUAAUGAAAGUAAUAUGAAUUCAUUAAAUACAAGAAAAUUAGGACGAAUUAUUAAAAUAAUGUUAGUAAAAGGUAAUGAUGGACUUGGCUUCAAGUUAGCGUCACGUGACAAUCCAACGGAUUCUGCUAAUCCAAUUUAUGUGAAAAGUAUAUUUCCAAAAGGUGCUGCUAUUGAUGAUGGUCGUUUACAACGUGGUGAUCGUCUAUUAAAAGUAAAUUCAACUGAUGUAACAAGUAUGAGUCUACAAGAUACUGUGGGUUUAUUACGUGACACUCGUAUUGGUGAAACCGUUGAAUUAAUUAUAUCGCGACAACGUGACGGUUCAGUACCUCAUGAUCUGGUAGUAGAUAAUCAGAAUUUGGACAACCAAACACAAUCAUCAUUAUCAAAAACUCAAAUAUUUACAUUUGAUAUACCAUUGAAUGAUACCUCUUCAGCUGGAUUAGGCAUUACACUUAAGGGAAAAACAUCGAUCGUAGAUGGACAAUCGAUUGAUUUAGGAAUUUAUGUAAAAACCGUUUUGACAGGAGGAGCCGCUUCAAGAGAUGGACGUCUUCGACCAAAUGAUCAAUUGUUAAUUAUUAAUGAAUCGUCCCUAAUAAAUACAUCUAAUUUAGAUGCUGCUGGAAUAUUACAUGAAGCCGUUCGACAUGAAAUCAUACCUGGUCAUAUUAAAGUGACAAUAUCGCGUUCACAACAUGAACAAGCAGACGAUGAAGAAGAUGAACAAGAUAAUAAAAAAUAUUCCUAUUUAAUAACUAAUACUAGUAAGAAUAACAAUAAUAAUUAUAAUGGCAGUAUCAGAGAAACAGAUUUACCAUCUAUAACGUCAUUAAUCGUUAAUCAGCCCUCUUUAUCGAUCGAUAUUAAAUCGGACGAAAAUGAACUAGAUUUGACAACAUUUGUACCACCACUACCAAGUGCAUCCCACUACAUGAAACAGUCCCAGCAACAACAACAAUACAAAGCUCAAGUGAAUCGAUCUGAAUCAAAUAAAUUGACGGAAAUAGAUAAUCGACCAUCUAGUCCACGAUUAUCAUCUUCAACAGCCACUAAUCGAUCUAAUAUAUCUCCAUCAAAAAAUAAACCAAAUUUUGUUCAACAACAACUUCAUCAUCAUGAUGUUCCAGAUUAUCGACAACAACAUCGAGAAUCAAAAUUCGUAUCUAAUGUUUCGACGAAUGAAUUUAAAACUCCCAUUGUACCGAACAAUAAUAGUCAAACGCAUGAUGAUAGCGAUAACGGUACUCAAAAUAAUAAUCCAUUUGAACGUGAAACACCAUUUCGUCAAAGUAUAUCAGAAAAACGUCGACUUACUCAUCAGCCAAAUCAACAGGCAUUACAAUGGAAACAACGUUCAUUUCACGAAGGCCGCCAAGGAGAUAGAAUAUGUCUGAUGCAGGCUGCAUCUGUUGAAAUUCUUGCUCCUGUAAUCGAUGAUGAGGAUGAUGAUGAUGUUGAUAAUGAACAACCAAUGCGUGCAUUACCAAAUUCACCGCCCAAUGGUAACAAUAGUGUUGGUGGUUUAGUUCGUGCAUCAUCUCUGGAAAGUAUUCAUACAUUAACUACAAACGGACAACAAAUUGACAAAAAUGAUUUAAAAAAUACAGAUGAUGAAUAUAAACGUCAAGCACGUCUUCGUAGUCGUGCGUGUAACGAAAGUUUUCGUCAAGCUGUCGAUAAAUCAUAUCAUAAUCCACUAGAAGAUGAAUCUCCUUCUGAGUCAUUUGAUCGUGACAAAUCAAGCAAAGAUAAACAACGUUUUCGUUUUACAAAUCUUUUCUUACGAACGAAGAAAAAAGAUAAAAAUGAAAAAUCAACUUCAAAUUCAAAUGUUGAACUUUUACAUGCAAGUCGACCUGUUGAAGAUGAUAGAUCAAAUCAUUUUCAUUAUCAACGAAAUUUAUCACCGAAACCUCCUACCACUUCUCUCACGCCUUCCUCAAAUAUCGAGAAUCAAAUUAGGCCAGCAUUUCCUCCACCGCCCGCACCAUUUAGUACAAGACAAGAAUCGACGUCUUCAGCAUCACCUUCAAAAGCAAAAGCAUCUGACAUUAUUGGCCAUGAUCGAACGACAAAUUCAUCUUAUUCUAUUUCUUCAUCCGAAAACAGAACACCAACAGCUUUUGAACAUCAAUAUCAACAACAGUCGUCCUCUUCAAACAAUAUAAUAUCGAAUCAAAAUAAAACAACAUCUUCUGGUUAUGAACCUUAUCGUUUCGAUAAUCAACAUCAAUUAACGUCUCAGCAACGUGCUCAUCUUGUUGAUCACUUUUCUCCGCCCGUUUGGUCCAACGAAAAUUCAAAAAACGCUACGACGACAACCACGUUACAUUUUAAUCCAAAAAAUGGUGCGUUACUUUCACAACGCGAUGUUAUUAAUCAACGUUCUCAAAAUGCUGCACCACCACCACCACCACCGGUAAAAACAAAAUCAUCAUCUUAUCGUAAGAGUAAUAAUCAAGAUGGUACACCAUAUCGUCCAGUACAAUCCGUCGCAUUAACAUUGUCACCAACUGGACAAAAACAUCAACAACAGCCAGCAUUACCCGUACAAUUUCAAAGUGGGACUCAAUCAUUGCGGCAGCAAUCAUCCACUCAUGUUCAUCAUCCGUCAAUACAAGAUUUUUAUUACAAUAAUGAAAACCAACACAAUGUAAAAUCUAGUUAUCCAUCAACAUUUACUGUUCAACCCACCCAUUUUACAUCCUAUAGUCAUAAUGUUGAUCAACAACAACAAAUACCUAAGCGUACACACAUUAUGUCACCUCGUCAUUAUUUACAUUCCACAACAUUACACGAAAAUCCAGCUAAUGUUUGA